GUUUCUUUCGUUUGGGAGUUGAGGCACCGCUUUGUCCGCCGCUUUGGCCAGAUCAGAUGGAACCGGAAAACCGGGAGUCACCGAAACUAUAAAAGGCAACUAUCCCAUAGAAACCGGAAGCAAAUAUUAAAGAUUGGAUUGUUGACCGGAAUAGAGCCGGUAACCAAAGAUUGUACAGACGAAAAUAAAGGGAGGGCCAAAACCAACCAGCAUGCAUCUACCGCACCAAACGGCAGUGUACAGUAAAAAGGAAUUACGUGGCUAAGCAUGAUUGGAGGAAUUAGUGGAGGGAACAGUGCCCAAAUCUUUCUCCUUCCAGCAAAUGGGUUUAGCUUUUAUAUAGGUUAUAAUAAUAAGCUAAUUUUUUCACCGGAUAAUCUAAAAGUUUCUCGGUGUGGUCCUGCUAAGCACGUAGCACACGUGGCUCAUAUACCAAGAUAGGAUGCUAGGUAUGGAGUAGAAAAAUACUCCUUCGUCCAGUUAUGAAUGGAGUUCAUUGCACAAACAAAACGUCCAUCCACUACUUAUUUUACAUCGUGAAUAUUUAAUAUAACACCGGUGGGUAAAACGACGAAUAAGAUUAUGUUGAAUCCUUAGUCUAGUUAAAUUUAAUUUCCAGAUGAAUCUUUUGAAAUCUUCAAUCCCAUGCAAAGCAAAACAAUCACCAAAGACUGACGUAUUACAUGAUUUUUUUAAUGCUCUUAACGCGGGGCUUUGAUCUGAUAAGCUAAAACUUGUAUCGGAUAAGCUAAAGUUUCUCAGGUGUGGUGGUGGUAAGCACGUAGCGCACGUGUCUCAUAUACCAACAUACAUAGGAAUGAUAGAAAAAUACAUCACGAUUUGGCACAAACAAUACAUCAUCAUUAGUUCUUUUAAAAAAAUUGGGUGUGUACUACUUAGGGAGUGUUCGGUUCGAAGUUUUCGGAGUUUUCAGCCUGUUAUCCCAUACCAUCUCGGCACCUUAAUCGUGUCUGUUUCGGAUGGGCCGUAAUCAGAUACUGCAUAAUCAAUUUCCACAGCUAAUGUUCGUUGAUACCGCCCACCCCCUAGCGAAAUCAAAUUUCGUUAUCGGUUGGCUUGCUUCGUCAAUCAAGUUUUGGUGCUCGCCCCUAGACCCGCCACUGAGUCAAACUACAACAAACACAUAUAGAAUCUACCAGAAUAAUUGAAGGCAAACAUGUGUCCACCGAAAUAAGUAGAAAACAUCUCCAACAUUUUUUUUUUUUUUGCAUUGGACACCUAAAAGUUGGAUCAUGACGUGCGUUCACUUGCCGGAUUAUUGGUGUUAGAAAGAAAGUCGUAGUAGCUCUGAUCCAAAUUAGUUAUCGCAUGUUCAAUGAACUUAGAUAGAUUUCUGACAAAAAAAAUUUCUAAAUCUGCGACAAUUCAUUUGACUCGGAUGGAGUAAGAUUUUCUAUAGAAAGUUAAGCUCCUUUUUUUUUAGAAGGAGAAAGUUUGAGCUCUUAAUCAGCCCGCAAGCUACUAGACUACAGCCCAAGGCCCUCUUAUCCUUUUGACGAAGGCCCAUUCAUCAUUACAUUUCGCGAUAGUUCGUCGGUGAACGUGAUAGAUUUCCUCCGGCUAUUCCUCCGGCCACCGUCGCCGGAUUCUCCAUCGAAGACCCUAACCCAGGGACACCGCCGAUGCCCGCUGAAUCCGCAUCUCGCGGCGACCUUCUAGAGCCGCACGACGCGUCCUCCAUGGAAGGAACCAGCAGCGGGGAGGAUGAGGCGGAGGCGGAGGACGACUCCGCCCCGUACAUUGGGCAGCGGUUUCCGACCCACGACGCGGCGUACGAGUUCUACGGCGGGUUCGCGAAGCGGCGCGGGUUCUCGAUCCGGCGCCACCGGACGGAGGGCAAGGACGGCGUGGGAAAGGGGCUCACCCGGCGGUACUUCGUGUGCCACCGCGCCGGGAACGCGCCGGCGAAGCCCUUCGGCGACGGCGCCACGCCGCAGCGGAACAGGAGGUCCUCCCGCUGCGGGUGCCGAGCGCUCCUACGCAUCGGCAGGGACGCCGGCGCGGCGGGUCUGGAGUGGCGGGUCACGGGGUUCUCCGACCACCACAACCACGAGCUCCUCCGGCAGGACCAGGCGCGGGCUCUCCCGCCGGCGUGCCGCGUCAUCGCGGGCUCGGACAGAGACCGGAUCUUAAUGCUUGCGAAGUCUGGGAUCUCUGUGCAGCAGAUGGUGAGGAUACUGGAGCUGGAGAAGUGCGUUGAGCCGGGGAGCCUCCCGUUCGCCGAGAAGGAUGUGAGGAACCUCAUUCAUUCCUUCAGGAGGUUCGACCAGGAGGAAGAGAAUGCGGACCUGCUUAAAAUGUGCAGAAUUUUCAAGGAGAAGGAUCCCAAUUUCAAGUAUGACUUCACCAGAGACGCGCACAACCGCCUUGAGAAUAUCGCCUGGUCGUAUGCAUCGUCGAUUCAGUCUUACGAGUUAUUUGGUGAUGCUCUUGUGUAUGACACCUCUCAUCGGUUAACUGCGGUGGACAUGGCACUAGGUAUUUGGAUUGGAAUGAACAACCAUGGCAUGCCGUGCUUCUUCGGCGGCGCCCUUCUAAGGGAGGAGAAUCUGCAAUCCUUCACUUGGGCAUUACAGGUGUUUCUCAACUUCAUGAACAGAAAAGCCCCUCGGACAAUAUUGACUGAUCAAAAUGUAUAUCUCAAAGAAGCAGUUGAAAAGGAGCUGCCAAACACAAAGCAUGCGUUCUCCAUCUGGCUUAUUGCAGCCCGGUUUCCAUCUUGGUUCAGUGGGGUUCUUGGGGAACACUACAAUGACUGGGAAAAGGAGUUCUAUAGGCUGUACAACAUGGAAAGCACAAUAGACUUUGAUCUUGGGUGGAGUGGCAUGGUGGACUGCUAUGGACUACAUGGAAAUAGGGAUAUUUCUAGUCUGUUUGCAUCACGGAGUAGCUGGGCAUCGCCAUAUUUGAGAGGGCAUUUUUCGGCAGGGCUGACUGAUUCUCCAGGAGUAUCAAAGUCAAUAAAUGAUUUCAUUCAGCGGCUCUUGAGUGCUCAAAGAUACCCAUCCCGUUUUAUUGAGCAGGUUGCGCUAGUAGUUGACUACAAAGACCAAGCUGGGGAGCAACAAAAUUUGCAGAACAUAAGCUUCAAGACAGCAACUCCAAUGGAAGGCCAUGCCGCGGCUAUUCUCACACCAUAUGCAUUCUCUAAUCUACAGGAUGAGCUUGUUGCGUCUGCCCAUUACGCAUCCUUCAACUUGGAAGGGGAUGUUUUUCUUGUCCGGCACCAUACCAAGACAGAAGGCGGGUGCAUAGUCACAUGGAACCAAAUGGAGGAGCUAAUUUCUUGCAGCUGCCAAAUGUUUGAGUCAUCAGGGAUCCUCUGCAGGCAUACCCUGCGCGUCCUCACAACGCUAAACUACUUACAGAUCCCAGACCAUUACCUUCCUGUCCGAUGGCACAGAAACUUGCCGCCACCUUCCAAGUCCUUGAAUGGCGCUCCUAAUCAUGGCGGAGCAUCAGAGAGGGUGAAAGCACUUCAAUGUACUGUCUCAGCUCUGGUUAGCGAAGCAGCUAAAUCGGACGAACGGAUGGAUCUUGCGACACACGAGGUUUCAGUCCUCUUGUCCCGGAUUAGGCAGCAACCUGUUUCGGUGAAUGUAUCAGGUGACAGUGCUCACUCUUCACUGGCAGCAGUGGCUAAGCAUUUCAUUUCUUCAGAGAAUGUAAACAUUAGCAAGUAGAAAGCUACAAGCAUACAAUACGAGUUUAAGCGGCUUUAUUUCCGGAGUAUAUCCUUGGCAUUCCAAGGGCAACCGUUCUGAAA
Lolium perenne is the source of this 3787-nucleotide messenger RNA. RefSeq names its product protein FAR1-RELATED SEQUENCE 11. Lineage: Eukaryota; Viridiplantae; Streptophyta; Magnoliopsida; Poales; Poaceae. Gene Ontology annotation, biological process: regulation of DNA-templated transcription. Gene Ontology annotation, molecular function: zinc ion binding. The record is from RefSeq and is a predicted model, not a curated record.